Messenger RNA from Micropterus salmoides (largemouth bass), 2577 nucleotides. RefSeq names its product charged multivesicular body protein 2Ba (gene chmp2ba). The record is from RefSeq and is a predicted model, not a curated record. Lineage: Eukaryota; Metazoa; Chordata; Actinopteri; Centrarchiformes; Centrarchidae. Gene Ontology annotation, biological process: late endosome to vacuole transport; endosome transport via multivesicular body sorting pathway; protein transport. The transcript has 6 exons. Gene Ontology annotation, cellular component: ESCRT III complex; multivesicular body. Bases 155 to 799 code for a protein of 214 amino acids.
UGAGGGAGGAACUCCGGCAACAGAAAGUCAACCAGGAAACCGGAGCUGCUAAACUGACCCACCGCCCUGGUGUGACGGUAUUGACGAUAGGAAUCACACAUUAUAUGAGUACAGGAUUUUGUAAUUAGUAUUUAAGUUAAUACAAAGUAGCGACAUGGCUUCCCUUUUCAAGAAGAAGACUGUCGAUGAUAUAAUCAAGGAGCAGUCUAAGGAGCUCCGUGGCACUCAGAGACAGAUCACCAGGGACAGAGCAGCGCUGGAGAAACAAGAGAAACAAAUGGAGGCCGAAAUCAAGAAAAUGGCGAGGAGUGGUAACAAGGAGGCCUGCAAGAUUCUCGCCAAACAGCUGGUCCAGCUGAGGAAGCAGAAGAACCGCACAUACGCCGUCAGUUCCAAAGUCACCUCCAUGUCUACGCAGACAAAGGUCAUGAACUCCCAAAUGAAGAUGGCCGGCGCCAUGUCCACCACAGCCAAGACAAUGCAAGCAGUCAAUAAAAAGAUGGAUCCAGAGAAAACCCUGAAGACCAUGCAGGACUUCCAGAAGGAGAACAUGAAGAUGGGCAUGACCGAGGACAUGAUCAACGACACUUUGGACGACAUCUUUGAUGAGUCUGGGGAUGAAGAAGAAUCUCAGGACAUUGUCAACCAGGUUCUGGAUGAGAUCGGCAUUGAGAUCUCAGGAAAGAUGGUGAAAGCUCCAGCUGCAGGAAAGAGUCUCCCCAGCGCUGCUUCCUCCAAACAAGCCACCAUCUCUGACGACGAGAUUGAGAGGCAGCUCCGAGCCCUGGGAGUGGACUAAUUGUCUCCUUCGUAUUAAUGUUCACAUUAUAAACCUGUGCAACAUUAGUACUUAUUAAUACAGACUCUGUCAGACACAUUGUUUUUUUUGUCAUCGUUCAAGUGCUACAGGUGUAACAAAGGGUGCACACACACACACACACACACACACACACACACACACACACACACACACAUUAAGACAUUUGAAGACAUGCAGGCAGACAGAUGUAUAUUAACACAUUCAUGCAUUCUUCAGCAGGUUGCCUUACAGAUCAUUAGGGCAGAACAUGUGAUCUAUUUAUGCGAAAAUAAUAUUUAUUAUGACACGGGAGUGGCCACAGCCACAUUAGUGAACUAAUAAUGGAUGCUUCACCUAAAGAGAUCUGAACCACCUACACUGUUGUUUACCACCCAUCUCUAUCUUUAUAAGGGCUACAGUAUAUGUGACCUUGGCUUUUCCCAUCUGAUGUUUUGGCCAAACUUGAGUUAGUUAUAUAAUCUAUCAGCGUUUAAGUGACUGAAGAUGGGUAUGAGUAGAACAUGGUAAUUAAAAAGAGCUUAGUGGUCGACAGUAAACAGAUGGAACUUGUAUUUUCCACUUCCCCAUGUUUACCUGCUAUCAUUGUUGCCACCGGUUCAUUUAAAGCCCAUCUGAUUUAUGUCCUCUAAGUCAAACUACCAUCCACUCUGUGUACAUGUAUUUCAUUGUUAUGUGGGUAAAAUAUCCUGGGGUGUCAAGAGACGGGACACUGUUACUUAGCCAUGCAAGUGAAAGGGAGAACAGGCAUCGUCACACAGCCGGUCAACUAGCUAAUUAAUGAUCGUGUUUUUAAAGGUACGCUACCAUAGAUACUGGAGAUUAUGUACUCAGAUAAACAUAUGCCUGUGAAAUAUGUAACACUGAUGCCUUUGGGCUAGGGCUAAGGCCUUCAUUUUACUGAAAUGCAUGAGGUGGUGAGAUGGGUUGAUUUGAGGGCAAGCAUUUAAUUAGCACCACUGAAGUUGUGAUGCUGUACAGGUCAUGUUAUGAAGCUUAAUCAAACAAAUAUUAGAACUAAUGAAAGACUGGCGUAUAAAAGAGUUUUGAAUCGAUUGUUUGAUACUACUGGGUUAUCAAGUGAUGGGUAUUUUUGUUUUGACUUCAUUGGUUGAUGUUUGCUAUCUGAUUGUGUAUCUUUCUGUAUGUUUUUUUUCCUAUACUGGACAUUGGAUUUACGGUGGUCCUGCAGUCCGUCUUCUCUUUCAGCUGCUGUGCAGUUACUGUCAUUAGUUAUUUAAAGCUGCCUCACUCAUAAACAUACACGCACACUACAGCAACAAAAUGAUGGAAGUGUUUGCUAUAAUGACACUGUGAUCAAAGAGAUGUUUCCUCUUCUUCAGAGCUGAGGCAUCAUCCUCUGUACAAUGAUUUGUUAAUGCCAGCCAGCUUCAGGAGAGUGACAGAGACAUAAUAUUUCUUUCUGUCUUUCUCCGUCUCUGUCUGUUCCCAUAUUGAUUCCCAUUGCCAAAACAAAUUGAAAAUGUUUUCAGUCUUGCAUGAAACAUAAUUCAUUGUUUUUAUUUUUAUUUUUUUUUGUAAAUCAUUCUUUCCUCUACCUUUCCUACAGUCUUUUGUGAUUGUGAGUGGAAACAAUGUUCUAACAGAUUUUGACAAUGUUUGAGUGCAGUUUCAUGGUUAGGAAAUUUCCACACUUUCUAAAAGUUGUAUGCAUCCUCCUAUUUGAUUCUUUAGUCAUUAUAAAGUGACUCUGUAAAGGGUUUAAGGCUUUUAUAAGUAAUAAAGUUUCUUCAGGUACA